Clonostachys solani is the source of this 1452-nucleotide messenger RNA. The record is from the annotation of a GenBank genome assembly. NCBI's taxonomy places the organism in Eukaryota, Fungi, Ascomycota, Sordariomycetes, Hypocreales, Bionectriaceae.
AUGCCGGCUUUCCCAAAGCCCCGACUUGCGGCUGUCCGUAGUCUAUAUGACCCCUCCGCGUCAACACCAGGACACGUGACGGGCCUCCUAGAUGCCCAGGCGCUGGUCCUCUCCUUCCCGGGCCCAAACUCGGUGACUGGAGAGGAUGUCCUUGAGUUGCACGUCCACGGCGGACCAGCCACCGUGAAAGCCGUGCUGGCUGCCAUCCCCCGCAGCUCGCGCUCGCACUGCAUCCGGUACGCUGAGCCCGGGGAGUUUACCAAGCGCGCCUUCAUCCACGACCGCCUGGACCUCGCCCAGGUCGAGUCGCUCGGCGAUACGCUGGCCGCGGAGACUGAGCAGCAGCGCCGGGCUGCGGUGCGCGGCAACUCUGGGGCCCUCGGCCGAACGUACGAGGAUUGGCGGGAGCAGCUCCUGCUUGCUCGUGGCGAAAUCGAGGCGAUUAUCGACUUUUCGGAGGACCAGCACUUUGAUGACUCACAGUCGGAGUUGCUGGGCAAUGUAACCUCACAGGUUGCCGGUAUUCUACGUGGCAUUGGGCUUCACGAGCAGGGUAGCCAACGGAGCGAGUUGCUGCGGAGCGGAAUCCGCAUCGCUCUGGUUGGCCCGCCCAAUGUGGGAAAAAGCUCCCUGAUGAAUCUGAUAGUGGGGAGGGAGGCAUCUAUUGUUUCCGGCGAGGCUGGUACCACGCGGGAUAUCGUGGAGGCCAGUCUCGACAUACGAGGUUACCUCUGCUCCUUUGCAGAUACGGCUGGGUUCCGGUCCCGGGAGUCGACACCACAUCACGAGGGUCUGAGCUCUGGGCCAAUUGGGGCCGUGGAAGAGGAGGGAAUAAGACGGGCGAAGCAAAAGGCACUGGAUUCCGACAUUGUCGUCGUUUUUGCUUCGAUUGAGAAGGGGGGUCCCGUGGGGAACUUUCUCUUUUACGACGAGGAGACGUUGGACCUCGCGGCGAAUGCCAAGUCGUCCAUUAUUGUCAUCAACAAGAUUGACGGGGUCGACGAGUCCCGGAGGACCGAGCUCAUCAACGAGUUUCGUCACGUCCUUGCAGCAAAGGCCGCGAAGCUAUCUGAGACAGAGAUCCUGGCAAUCUCCUGCCGGGAUGCCCAGUCAGCCACCACCACCGCCAGCAACAACGACCCAGGCGGUGUCCAUUCCGUCACCAACGCCCUCGUAUCACUAUUCUCCCAAAUGACCGAGAUGCCCGUAGAGCUGCAAGACCUCCUGGGGGUGACGGAGCGCCAACGUCAGCUCCUGGCCGAGUGCAGACGUCACCUGGAGAGCUUCGCGGAGGAGGCGCAGGCGCACCGCGAUGACGACGCCGACGUGGGCACGGAUGUCGUCCUCGCGGCCGAGUACCUCCGCUACGCCGCUGACUGUCUUGCGCGUAUCACCGGCAGAGGUGAGGCCGGUGACGUCGAGGACGUGCUGGGCGUCGUAUUCGAGAAGUAA